Messenger RNA from Diaporthe citri, 813 nucleotides. RefSeq lists its product as uncharacterized. Gene Ontology annotation, biological process: signal transduction. The record is from RefSeq and is a predicted model, not a curated record. Lineage: Eukaryota; Fungi; Ascomycota; Sordariomycetes; Diaporthales; Diaporthaceae. The transcript has 5 exons. Gene Ontology annotation, cellular component: cytoplasm. Bases 1 to 813 code for a protein of 270 amino acids.
AUGGCGAACGAGCGUGAGAGCAAGACUUUCCUCGCCCGACUGUGCGAGCAGGCCGAGCGUUACGAUGAGAUGGUCUCCUACAUGAAGGAGGUUGCCAAGCUCGGCGGUGAGCUGACCGUCGACGAGCGCAACCUGCUGUCCGUUGCCUACAAGAACGUCGUUGGUACCCGACGUGCCUCCUGGCGCAUCAUCUCCUCCAUCGAGCAGAAGGAGGAGUCCAAGGGCUCCGAGAAGCACGUCCCCACCAUCAAGGAGUACCGUUCCAAGAUCGAGCUCGAGCUCGAGAAGGUCUGCCAGGAUGUCCUCGAUGUCCUGGACGACUCCCUCAUCCCCAACGCCGCCUCCGGCGAGUCCAAGGUCUUCUACCACAAGAUGAAGGGUGACUACCACCGUUACCUUGCUGAGUUCGCCUCCGGCGAGAAGCGCAAGACCGCCGCCACUGCUGCCCACGAGGCCUACAAGAACGCCACCGACGUUGCCCAGACCGAGCUGACCCCCACUCACCCCAUCCGCCUGGGACUGGCCCUUAACUUCUCUGUGUUCUACUACGAGAUUCUGAACUCCCCAGACCGUGCCUGCCACCUCGCCAAGCAGGCAUUCGACGAUGCCAUUGCCGAGCUCGACUCUCUGUCCGAGGAGUCCUACCGGGACAGCACUCUUAUCAUGCAGCUUCUCCGGGACAACCUCACCCUGUGGACCUCGUCCGACAACGGCGAGGCCGAGGCCGCAGGCACCGCCGAGGGAGCCAAGGAGGAAAAGCCCACAGAGGAGAAGACGGAGGCCAAGGCCGAGGAGCCCGCACCCGAGUCCUAA